Molecule: messenger RNA, 4073 nt
Organism: Austrofundulus limnaeus
Lineage: Eukaryota; Metazoa; Chordata; Actinopteri; Cyprinodontiformes; Rivulidae
Gene: ddb1
Product: damage-specific DNA binding protein 1
Exons: 27
Coding region: 101-3523 (1140 amino acids)
Cellular component (GO): nucleus
Molecular function (GO): protein binding; nucleic acid binding
Source: RefSeq, a predicted model, not a curated record
AACGUCUCUCCAAACUGCUUCCGGGAGGUUUCAUCAAUGAUUGUUUUACUCGUUAGAGAUUAAAACACUUCACCGGUGUUUGCUCUUAUUUGUUGUAAAAAUGUCGUACAACUACGUGGUAACCGCGCAGAAACCCACGGCAGUAAACGCCUGCAUUACAGGUCACUUUACUUCUGCUGAAGACCUUAAUCUGCUCAUAGCCAAAAACACACGCUUGGAGAUCUAUGUGGUCACAGCAGAGGGUCUGAGGCCCGUCAAGGAGGUCGGCAUGUACGGCAAAAUUGCMGUCAUGGAGCUUUUCCGGCCUAAGGGUGAGAGCAAGGACCUGCUGUUUAUUCUCACAUCCAAGUACAAUGCUUGCAUCCUUGAAUACAAACAGAAUGGGGAAAGCAUUGACAUCAUCACACGUGCCCAUGGCAAUGUCCAGGAUCGUAUUGGGCGUCCAUCAGAGACGGGGAUUAUUGGAAUCGUUGACCCAGAGUGUCGCAUGAUUGGUCUGAGGUUGUACGAUGGGUUGUUCAAGGUGAUCCCAUUGGACCGGGACAACCGCGAGCUCAAGGCUUUUAACAUCAGGCUGGAGGAGCUGCAAGUCAUUGAUGUUCACUUCCUGUAUGGCUGCCAGGCCCCAACAGUCUGCUUCAUCUAUCAGGACCCUCAAGGACGUCAUGUAAAGACCUACGAGGUUUCCCUGAGGGAGAAAGAGUUUAACAAAGGCCCCUGGAAACAGGAGAAUGUGGAAGCUGAAGCAUCCAUGGUUAUCCCAGUGCCAGAGCCCUUUGGAGGAGCAAUAAUCAUAGGACAGGAGUCCAUCACCUACCACAAUGGAGACAAAUACCUGGCCAUUGCACCACCCACUAUCAAGCAAAGUACAAUUGUCUGCCACAACCGUGUAGACCRCAACGGUUCACGCUACCUGCUGGGCGACAUGGAGGGCCGCCUGUUCAUGCUGCUGCUGGAGAAAGAGGAGCUAAUGGACGGCACGGUGACACUCAAAGACCUGCAUGUGGAGCUGCUCGGAGAGACGUCUAUUGCUGAGUGCUUGACCUACUUGGACAACGGUGUGGUGUUUGUGGGCUCCAGACUGGGAGACUCCCAGCUUGUAAAGCUCAAUGUGGACAGUAACGAGCAGGGCUCAUACGUAACAGUAAUGGAGACCUUCACCAAUCUGGGGCCUAUAGUGGACAUGUGUGUGGUGGAUCUGGAAAGGCAGGGCCAGGGCCAGCUAGUGACAUGCUCAGGUGCAUUCAAAGAAGGCUCUCUGCGGAUCAUUCGGAAUGGCAUUGGGAUUCACGAGCACGCCAGCAUCGACCUGCCYGGAAUCAAAGGUUUGUGGCCACUUCGCUCUGAGGCUGGAAGGGAGACGGAUGAUAUGCUGGUGUUGUCUUUUGUGGGUCAGACCAGAGUGUUGAUGCUGAGUGGAGAGGAGGUUGAGGAAACUGAGUUGCCAGGCUUUGUGGACAACCAGCAAACAUUUUACUGUGGAAACGUUGCACAUCAACAGCUUAUUCAAAUCACAUCAGGCUCAGUGCGCCUGGUGCUUCAGGACAGCAAGGUGUUGGUGAGUGAAUGGAAGGAGCCGCAGGGGAAAAACAUCAGCGUAGCUGCCUGCAACCACACACAAGUGGUGCUCGCUGUGGGACGAGCCCUUUACUACCUGCAGAUCUUAGCCGGCGAACUCAAACAGAUCAGCACCACAGAGAUGGAGCAUGAGGUUGCCUGCUUGGACAUCACGCCUCUGGGGGAGGGGGGAGGCGAGUCGCUGCUCUGCGCCGUGGGACUGUGGACUGACAUCUCCGCCCGUGUCCUCAAGCUGCCCUGCUUCACCCCACUGCACAAAGAAAUGCUGGGCGGAGAAAUCAUCCCUCGCUCCAUCCUAAUGACCACCUUUGAAGGCAGCUACUACCUGCUGUGUGCCCUGGGAGAUGGCGCACUCUUCUACUUCGGUUUAGACCUGCAGAGCGGUGCCCUCAGUGAGCGUAAGAAAGUCACCCUCGGCACACAGCCCACCGUGCUGAGGACCUUCAGAUCCCUUUCCACUUCCAACGUCUUCGCCUGCUCCGACCGACCCACGGUCAUCUACUCCUCCAACCACAAGCUGGUGUUCUCUAACGUCAACCUCAAGGAGGUCAAUUACAUGUGCCCACUCAACUCUGAGGGCUACCCCGACAGUCUGGCUCUGGCCAACAACAGCACUCUGACCAUCGGAACCAUUGAUGAAAUUCAGAAACUCCACAUCCGCACAGUUCCACUCUAUGAGUCUCCAAAGCGGAUCUGUUACCAGGAGGUUUCGCAGUGUUUUGGGGUUUUGUCCAACAGAGUGGAGAUUCAGGAUGUGAGCGGCACCACCUCUGCCGUGAGACCCAGUGCCAGCACUCAGGCUCUCUCCAGCAGCGUGAGCUCCAGCAAGCUGUUCCCCAGCAGCACUUCUCCACACGAGACCUCCUUUGGUGAGGAAGUGGAGGUUCACAGUCUGCUAGUUGUGGAUCAACACACCUUUGAAGUUCUUCAUGCCCAUCAGUUCCUUCCCAGUGAGUAUGCCCUCAGCAUUGUGUCAUGUCGUCUGGGUAAAGACCCGUCAGUGUAUUUCAUCGUUGGCACCGCCAUGGUGUACCCAGAAGAGGCAGAGCCCAAGCAGGGACGAAUCAUUGUCUUCCAUUACACUGACGGUAAGCUUCAAACCGUGGCUGAGAAAGAGGUGAAAGGAGCCGUUUAUUCUAUGGUGGAGUUCAAUGGAAAACUACUGGCCAGCAUAAAUAGCACAGUUCGUUUAUAUGAAUGGACGGCUGAGAAGGAGCUGAGGACUGAGUGUAACCACUACAACAACAUCAUGGCCCUUUACCUGAAGACUAAAGGAGAUUUCAUCCUGGUGGGYGACCUGAUGAGGUCUGUCCUGCUGCUGGCAUACAAACCCAUGGAGGGCAACUUUGAAGAGAUUGCUCGCGAUUUUAAUCCUAACUGGAUGAGUGCUGUGGAGAUUCUUGAUGACGACAACUUCCUGGGGGCAGAGAAUGCCUUUAACUUGUUUGUCUGCCAAAAGGACAGUGCGGCCACCACCGACGAGGAGAGGCAGCACCUGCAGGAGGUGGGGGUGUUCCACCUUGGGGAGUUUGUAAAUGUCUUCUGCCAUGGUUCACUGGUGCUGCAGAACCUCGUGGAGAGCUCCACACCCACCCAGGGCUCCGUGCUCUUCGGCACCGUUAACGGGAUGAUUGGUCUGGUGACGUCCCUGUCUGAGGGCUGGUACAGUCUCCUCCUCGACCUACAGAACCGCCUCACCAAGGUCAUCAAGAGCGUGGGGAAGAUCGAGCACAGCUUCUGGAGGUCCUUCCACACGGAACGCAAGACAGAGCAGGCCACAGGAUUCAUCGAUGGGGACCUGAUUGAAAGCUUCUUGGAUCUCAGCCGAGCGAAGAUGCAGGAGGUCGUCAGCACUCUGCAGAUCGAUGAUGGCAGCGGCAUGAAGCGUGAAGCCACAGUGGACGAGGUGAUUAAGAUUGUGGAGGAGCUGACGAGGAUCCACUAGUUCAGUUCAACAUUUAGACCCCCCCGCUGAGAGAGAGGACGGGCCCGAGGAGGAUCGUUGGGGAAAACCACACAUUGGGCUUUGCAAAUGUGUAAAUAGUUAUAAGGACCGUGUUCAUGCUUGUCCUUCAGACCUCAGUGAGAUGUCCCGUUAAGACCAUGAAGGUGCUACAGAAUGAGCAUAGCACCCCAAGUCUCCAGGCAAACUGCGACAGACAGACCAAAGUAAAAGUCCUGGUCUGGGUGUGUUUUAGUUUGUGUGAACAUGUGUGACUGUGUGGAACGGUGUAUCAUCAUUAAAUUUAGCCGAAAAAUUUUUUUCCUCACCUUCACCAUUCUCUGCCGUGUUUCUUGCCACUUACAGAUGAGUUGGAAGAUUAAUGGAUCCUCGGCACCACGCAGUGUAAAUGUGACCAGGUUUGAGUUCAUUACUGAAGUCUGGAGUAAAAAACGCUGUAAAAGAAACUAAAAUGAGGAAAAUGAUAGAUUUAUAGCUUUUUGUCUGUGAUGUUUUCUUUGUUUAUUCUAAUAAAGUUUGCUUUAGUAUGGUG